Molecule: messenger RNA, 8248 nt
Organism: Bicyclus anynana (squinting bush brown)
Lineage: Eukaryota; Metazoa; Arthropoda; Insecta; Lepidoptera; Nymphalidae
Product: oxysterol-binding protein-related protein 9
Exons: 16
Coding region: 115-2223 (702 amino acids)
Cellular component (GO): intracellular membrane-bounded organelle; membrane; cytosol
Molecular function (GO): sterol binding
Source: RefSeq, a predicted model, not a curated record
CAGAAAUUAACGUCAAACGUAUGGAUUAUUUACGGUGGAACGUAUUUGCCGCAGUGUAAUUUUUUCUGUCUUUAUUUUUGAUGUGUUUUUAAAUUGUUUUUGAGUUUUGUAACCAUGAUGGAAGGAUCUUUGAGUAAAUGGACAAAUGUGAUGAAAGGCUGGCAGUACCGCUGGUUCGUGCUGGAUGAAAACGCUGGCCUCCUUUCCUAUUAUACUUCCAAAGAGAAGAUGACGCGCGGCGUCCGUCGCGGCUGCGUGCGACUGCGCGCCGCUGUCAUCGGCAUCGAUGACGAGGACGACUCCACCUUCACCAUCACCGUUGACCACAAGACUUUUCACUUCCAGGCGCGAGACGGGUCAGAGCGCGAGCGCUGGGUGCGCGCGCUCGAAGACACGAUCCUGCGGCACGGGCGGCGCGAGCGGUGGUCGCGGUGCGUGCCCGCGCCGGCGCACCGACACGGCGAUCUGGAGCGGCGCAUCUCAGAGGCGGACGCUUACCUGCAGAUCAUGAUAGAACUUGUUGCCAAAAUGACCACACGAGUGUCGGAGCUUGCUGAACCACAAGACAAGAAUAAAGGGCAAGUCAUAUUAGAUCACUCUAACGCAAUGUUGGAUAAUAUAAAACAUUCCAUAGUGCUUCUACAAAUAGCUAAGAACACCGUGAACCCAGUGAACGGUGUGUACCAGGGGCCAACGAAUCCUUCGCAAUCACAUAUCAAAGAAGAAUUAUCAUCACGCGUGGAACUCGGGUCGGAGUGUCGAGAACUGUCCACCCCCUCGCUACCUAUAACGCCGCUGGAACAUCUCGACGCACCUAGGCAAGCGAUGACGUUGCUGGUUCCAGACACGUCGUACUCGUCGUCGGAGGGGGAGGACGAUUUCUACGACGCUGACGACGAGCUAGUAGACGUUGGCACACAGGGACCGAGUGCAAGUCGCACGUGCGGCGCGGAGGGCGCGUCGGAGCAGGAGCCGGCGUCGCCCGCCGCCGUCGACCUGCCGCGCACCAGAGACGGAGAGAUCGACUAUGACGCUCUUUACGAAGACGACUCUGACAGCGACCUGGGCUCGAUGGAGAACCACGGCUCGGUCGUCACACACCUACUCUCACAAGUUAAAAUCGGAAUGGAUCUCACAAAGGUGGUGUUGCCCACGUUUAUCCUGGAGAGGCGGUCACUGCUCGAGAUGUACGCGGACUCCUUCGCUCACCCCGACCAAUUUAUUAAGAUAGUAGACCAGCCGACCCCCCGCGAGCGCAUGGUGCAGGUGAUCCGCUGGUACCUGAGCUCGUACCACGCGGGCCGCAAGUCGCAGGUCGCCAAGAAACCGUACAACCCCAUACUGGGCGAGGUGUUCCGAUGCCACUGGGACCAAGAGGGGGAGUCGGUAGAAAACAACACAUGCAAGCAAGAGGUGGGCGACGGGCCGGUGCCGUGGUGCUCGCCCGACCAGCUGUCGUUCGUGGCGGAGCAAGUGUCGCACCACCCGCCCAUCUCCGCCUUCUACGCGGAGCACGUGAACAAGCGCAUACAGUUCGACGCGUGGGUGUGGACCAAGAGCAAGUUCCUGGGCCUGUCCAUCGGCGUGCACAACAUCGGGCGCGGGCUCGUGACGCUGCUGGACCUGGGCGAGGAGUACUCGCUCACCUUUCCCAACGGAUACGGCAGGUCAAUACUAACAGUUCCGUGGAUAGAACUGGGAGGAGCGGUUGUGAUAGAGUGCGUACAGACAGGGCACAAGGCCAACGUGGAGUUCCUCACGAAGCCCUUCUACGGCGGCAAGAAGCACCGCGUGACGUGCGAGAUAUACGCCGGCACCGACAAGAAGCCGUACUACACCGCGCAGGGGGAGUGGAACACUAGGAUGGAAGGGAGGUGGACUGAAUCUGGGCGCAGCGAAGUUCUAUUCGACGUGUCGUCCAUGCGGCCGCGGCGCAAGCGCGUGGCGCCGAUUUCGCGGCAGGGCGGCAACGAGUCGCGGCGCGUGUGGCGGCACGUGACCGCCGGCCUGCGCGCCGCCGACACGGACGCCGCCACCAGCGCCAAGCGCCGCCUCGAGCAGACGCAGCGCGACGCUGCCAAGAAGCGUGUGGACACCGGCGACCGGUGGAUCACGCAGCUCUUCAGUCCGAAGGGCGAGGAGGGCUGGGAGUACAACAUGCCGCUCAGCAAACGCUCGGAUGCGGCGCACGCUGCGUGCAAGUCGGCAGACGAGACCAGAUAAUGGCCGCGCUAGUUCGUAUGGACUCUAUGUGCCGGGACAUGGCGUUAUGAUUGAUAACUUGCGACAGAUUUAUUAUCAUAUUAUGUAAUGACAAAUCGACUAUUGCAAAUAAAUUUUGUGUAGACCAUCUAUUCAGUUUCUCAAUAAUAGUAUUAUACGCCGUUAUUGAAAUUGGGAAAAUCUUAGCAUUCCAUCGAUUCACCGUAGGGAUGCCGGGUCUAUAUUUUUUAUUCUCUUUGAAUUGGUGUACAAAUGUACUUUAAUUUAAUUUGUUACGGAGAGAAAAAACGGAGUAUAGUCUUGACGGAGGAAUUUGAAGGGAAAGCUUAACUAUUUGUUUCUAUCAUUAACGGGUUGUAUUUGAAGAAUUCUUUUGUAUUCGAUAUAUUUUGGAUACGAUGGAAGAGUGGGCGAUGACAUUUAUACGAAAUAGUCUGUCUACUUUUAGAAGUCCGUUAAGCUUCAGGCCUCGUGGUAAGAAGUACAGACAAGCGUUUGUCAGUAAUUGACAGAAAGCGUGUAUUCAAACACUGGUAUAGGCAAUCUAUACCGGGGAGGUCUGUUUGGAUGUAUAGGCGAGUCAUGAAAACAUAAAACAAGCAUAUUCCCAAGUACUCAAAAACAGCUCCGAUAUUGAUGAUUUUUUUUAAUAUCAUGUUCUUAAAACAAAUUUAACAAAAAAGAUCAUCAAAAUCGGAGCUGUUCUUGAGGAUUUCGUGGGGAAAUGCUUUAUCAUUUUUAUGUGUUAUUACUGCAAUCGAACUUAAAUUUAUAGUGUACGAUUAAUUUUGCUCUAUUGUUUGAAUAUUCUAAUAAUAAUUUUUAGUGACAUCGAAAAUAUUCCAUAGCAUAACGGAGAAAUCUAACAUCGAUUGACAGCCAUUUUCCUGUAUGACAUGCCUUUGUCCAGUCUACCUUUUAUAUAUAGGCAUCUUCUAGGCAAACGCUCUGACUUACCUUAUAUGACUUACCGUUGCUUUCGACCAGGAAUGAUUGUAGUCAAGCGAAUGUCUACUAAGCAUUAAAAAUAUUAUAUCUGUUUCCUCAGCUUUAACAGGUGCAUAUCUAAUUGAAAUGAAACAAAAUUAAAUUUUAUUUUGCUCCACAUUUUGCUAGGUAUACGUGACAAAAUACGAAUGUGUAAGGAUAUUCUGGGGACUGGAGAUUGCACUGAGUAAAAAACCUGCGUUGAAAUUGAAUUGUUACAAAGUUUUCUCAGCUUUGGGUGUUGCUGGAAAAUAGUGCAAACCCAUUAACAAACAAGAAAACGAAAAAACAAACCAAUCACAAGUCUUCAAAAAAUCACGUAAAGCUCAGUCUACGAACUUUACUUGGUGCUCGUUGGGCACUUACAAAUGGCAUAAAACGUUAUAGCAAACUGUUUUUGUUAAAGCAUUUCAUUAUUAAAGUAAGUAUCAAGUUAUUUUAGAUACUUAUGAGUAAAUUUUCGGGUGAUGAGGGUAGGCCAGGGUCGGGCAUUCCCUUUUCUUGAUUUUUAUUUGGUGGUCUACUAAAGACUAUUGACAUUUUUUACGGAUACUUUUGCGUAAUGGCGAUAACUAAAGGCGUAAACUUUAAAUUUAAAGUAUGAGGAUACUGUACUCAAAUCGGAAAAGGUUUCUAGAAUCGUAUGUAAUAGUAUUUCUUGUAGCGUAGCCACAUUUUUAUUAUAAUUUGUAACAUAUUCCACGCUCUAUUGACAAUUCAUUUUACAUAUUAUUAAGAGAUCGACGAAAGAUGAAAAAUGUAUAUUUAUUUUUUGACAUUGUUUUAUUUAAACUAAUUUGGUAUUCUAAUGGUUUUAUUUUAAUUUAAUUUAUAUUAUUGUGGAUAAAUGCAAUUUUUUGCACGCCUAUUUGUGUAACAUCAUUGAAAUGUAAUGCCAUAUUUGCAUCACAUUUUGGCACUGAGCAUAUUGUAUACAGCAUCGGUUAAUGCUAAUAAGAUCAGCGUCUGAAUGAUCCCCUGGGGGUGCCCCUACAACGUCUAUGAAUUCUACUGUAAGAUGCGUCGUGAAAAAAAAGACAAGAAUACGAAUUUAGCCUCUAUUUGUUUGAGAAUUUUCUUUUUUUUAUUCUGCCGCUGAGUGAUGAAUUUAACCUCAAGUUGUUUAAGAAUUUGCCACUCAGCGGGUGGCAAAUUGGCGGGACCAUAUACGGUCGUCAGUACUAACACCCCGAUUGAUUCAGGAAUACCUUCGUGAAGGGUCUCCGUGCCAACAGUUUGUGGAGAAAAGCAAACUAUUAGCAUUGAGACUCUCGCGAACUACGACAGAAAACAUAACAUAUUACAUGGAAUUCACCAUCGGCAUCGACGAUCGAAGUAAUUUUGUUGUUUAAUUUUGAAAGAAUAGUGGACAUGUUUUCUGAACGCACACUUUUUGUUCAAUAGAAAACAGUGUCUACCAAACAUCCUAAUGAGCUGCUAUUCGAACAGAGAAUUCGCCUGUAUCUAGAAGUACGAAGAUUAAACUUAAAAUCUCUAUCAUAUUGUACAAAUUACAAUAGUAAUGUGGCUAUGCUGUACUCUAAUCCGUGAUUGCUAUACAUCGUGCUGUAGCUGGGUGUAGGUGACAGUCGCCUGUAUGACGUGCAUAAUACGUACUAUUAUCGUGAAUCGCGGCAAACUUUCAAAAGUAAAAUGAACUGUCACCUUGCUACAACGCACGAACUAUAAAGUACCUAAUUAUUGUAUCGAUAUAGACCGCGAGCUCACAAUAGCACAUUUUAGUAAGGCUGUAAGUUUGUCAAAUUAUGAUCUCCUACUUUAAUCGGAAAUACGAUAAUAUGAUAGCAAAUUAUAGAGUUAUCUGAUUCCUUUCAAAGUGGCCACAGUCCUAACUCCAUAAUAGUGUAAUGUACCUGUGUUACGAGUACGAGCAAGUUUCUUAAAAUGAGGUGUGUCUAAACUUAACCUCUUAUUUUGAAGUCGAUUAAUAUUAAUGGUCUAAGAUCCAGCAUUAGAAACAUAUACCCUCAUCUGUUAUUAAUUAGUGAUGAGAAAUGAAUGAUAGAUAAUAUUCAAUGUUACAUUGCAAAUAAAUUGCCUACUUAAAUUGCGACCCGAUUUUUCAUACAAAAUCUUGGAAACCAUAAACUAGAUCAAAGGCGACAUGAUGCAGUUAAAUUAAGCCUAAAAUAGCUUUCAUUUGACAUAUUAGACGACUAAAUAACUGAUGAGGGUAUAUAAAUAUCAUUAUUCAGCUGUUUAUAUCUGGCAACCCCACAGUUGCAGUGUUACACCUUUACAUUUUCAAUUCUUUUUGGUAAACUCUUUUAAGUAGUGUACGAUAUUUUUUAAUUAACCAAUGGGGGGAGUAGAUUAAAUAAAUUUAAUAAAAUAAUUAACCAUGUUACUAUCUGGCCGCAUUUUUAAUAGGCAACCUAUUUGUGUAAAUGUGAAUAUUGUCUAUAAUUUACAUCUUAUCGUAAAUAUCUUUAACAAAAAUAAAUAACAGAUGAGAGGAUAUAUUUCUUAUGUCGGAUCUCAUACUAUGAUAAUAUGGGGUAAACCUGUAUCCAGCGGUUGCAAGUCUUAAUAUAACUAUCGUGUAACGAUUUAUACAUAAAUUCGUUUAUAAAUAAAUAGAUAAUUUAACCAGUAUAUCUUAAUUCAAUAAUUAUGGCCUAUCAGAUAUAUUUAGAGCAAUAAAUGUAAAUAUAGAUUCCUAAAUCUCUCUUGCUUUAAAUUUUAAGAACUGGUGAAGUUAUUUAUUAAUAAGAUUUUAACGCGUAUUUACAUACAGUAAAUAAAUGUUUUUACUUUAUUUUGACUAAUAAUGAAUAGCUUUACGGUUAAGGGAUCGGUUAAAAAUCCGAAGAUAUUAGAUUUGAUUCAAACCUGUUGGACUAUUUUCGCUUACUUGGAAAAGAAACAAGAACAUGUCAAGCUCAUUAUCAAUCUUAAAUUUUUGAUUUUAUAGAAAAUGCGUAAAAUUAUUUGUUAUUUUAUGUAAAUACGCGUUUAGACAUAUCUAUAAAGUGGUCAUGCCAGUGCGUGUGUGGUUUCGUUCACAUAAAAACGAAAAUAUAUCUCUGUCAUGCUUAUGAACUUGGACACGUGAGAAAAAGAGACCUAAACUAUAUGCAGUACAGUGCUAUGACAGGUCUUGCAUUUAUAUUUUAUUGAUAGACAAAACAUAAGCUCACGUUUACUAACUUUCAACCAACUGACCAAUCAGAUCCAAUCAAUUUAAACGAGCCUCGUGAUUGGUCAGGACGCAGAAUGCAACCGCCCACGCUCUGCUACUGCCAUUAUAUAUAAAUCCCUAUAUCCAUCGACGGGAUGGUAAGUUAAGUAAAACUACAAAACGAUACGAAAAGCUGUUAUAAUAAUUGUAAUAUAAUAAAUAUCUCUAUAAAAAUCAAAGUAAAAUAUUUUUUACAUUAAAAAAAUAAAAAUUAUGAAUUAAACAAGGCAAAAAGAUUUGCGCAAUUACCAAAAAUUUCUACACUGCCUUAUAAAAUAAAAUUGCACCAUUACGAGUAUUAAUAAACUACUGGUAUAUGAUAAUUGCAAUCAAUUCUAUGGACUACUUUUUUGUAUAUUAAAAAUGUACAUAAUUUACUUUCUUGAUUUUUUUUUCUUAAAUGAUACCAUAUAUUUUUUUAAUGAGUAUAAGAUAUUUUAGAAUUUAAACUAUUGUGAGUGUUAUUCAUAUUAAUUGAUUAUGAUACACGGCUAAAACUCACGUGAUAUUAGGUCGGAGUAUGCCCGACUUCGCAGUUUGGAUCGUGCCGCGAUGCAAGAACCAGCUCAUGACUAAGGGCCCCGAAUUGGUUCGAAACUAGUCGGGCAUACUCCGACCUAAUAUCACGUGAGUUUUAGCCGUGUAUUCAAUUAAUAUGAGUAUAAGAUAGUUUUCUUUCCUCUUUUUCCUUUGACUGUUCAUAUCUCAAGAUUGACCAAUAGUAUUGAUUGCAACUGUCAAUAAUUAAAGAUCUUUUGAAUACCCGUCCUAGCUGUAGACUAAACCGACAAAAUUAAAAGAUACCUCUAUCCUUUUCUACGAAAACACAAGAAAAAGGAUAGCUCUAAUUUUAUAUAAGUUAUUUUAGUUUAAUAAUGUACAUACUCGUACUUGGCGAAUAAGCACCAAUUCAUAUCAUAAGUACAUUUACAAUUUGUUACAUAGAGUAUAGGAAAUCUAGAAAAAAUCGUAUAAGAUUUGUAAAAGUAUUACAUGACUCGAGAUUUUGUAACCAUCGGUAGGGAGCAACCCAACAAGCUUAACUUAGUGCAUCGACCCCCUCUUGGAGUGGCUCAGGAACUCAAAAGGCUUUUCUCCUCAACUAUAAGUUUUACAUUAAAGUUUAUUUGACAAUAAAUGUAGAUGACAUUCUCAUCUACAAUUAAUGUCAUUAAGGUACUAUCGAACGACUUUAAAUACGUAAGGUAGGUGACGCUGAAGUUACUUGAAAUGUGUUCUCAAGUUAAGCUUGUUGGGUUGCUCCCUACCGAUGGUUAAAAAUUCUCGAGUCAUGUAAUUCUUGUAAUCAUAUUUCCUAGAUUUCUUGUACUAUUAAUGUAUAUCGCUUAUAGCUCUACAGCUAAGCCGGGUCUACCAAUACCCCAGCAUACCUAAGAAGCAAGUCAAGAGAUAGGUCACACAAAAAUCUCUGGUCAUCUCUUGGAGUGCUUCUUAAACUGCGGGCCACGAUUUGUCGUAUAAGCGGAUUCAUGGAAGCGGUUUGACGAAGUCGUGGCCCACCGUUUUGGUGAACCAUCAAGAUGUUUUACGCUUACAAGCCAACUUCGUGGCCUCGGGGGCUGAAAAAUAAUAAUCCACCUGUUUACUGUUCUAAAGAAAAUUUACAUAGAAUAAUUCACGUUAUUUGGUUCGCGAGAGACAUUUCCAUAGAAAAGACUGACAUAAUGCGAACGAAUUGAUUGAGAAAAAAAAAAGACGUGGUGAAAACAACACUUGAAAAUUAUAAUUAUAUUCAAUCACAUAGACUUAUUUAAUUAAUUGAAUUACAUAGAUAUAGCUACCAUGUUGUAUAUUUAAAUAAAAAUUUAAAUUAUU